GGACAGUUUACCGGAAACACCUCAGCACACCGUAGGAUGGUUCAUAUCGCAGAUGAACCAUGAACCCAGAAUGUGUUGAAGCGUGAUAGUUUCCUUCGUGAGGUUCUUGUGUGGAGGGUGGGAAUGGACCAUAAGCAGGUGCUGUCUCUCCUCCUCUUAGCGGCGGUGUGGCUGCCCCCCUGCGGCGGGACCCCGGAGCGGGACGGAGGGGGCUGGGCAUCGGGGUCAGAGGUCGGGCUGCAGGACGAGGGGCCGUGCUCCAUCGACGUGCUCGACGCCGCUUCCCUGACGCACCGCCAGUUCAUCGAGCGUUACGCCUACACACGGCCGGUCAUCCUCACCGGGAUCACGGACAACACGAAGUUCAGGUUAUUGUGUUCCAAGACCAAUCUCCUGGGGUCGUUUGGAGAUCGGAGCAUAAGGCUGAGUACGGCCAACACACACUCUUACAAGAAAGUGGACGUGCCGUUCCGGGAGUACGUUGACGUCCUGCUGAAGCCUCAGUCCGCCGACGCCCUGGGCAGCGACACUCUGUAUUUCUUCGGAGACAACAACUUCACGGAGUGGAGUCCCCUGUUUGACCAGUACCAGCCCCCCCCCUACGGGCUCCCCGGGACCACGGCCGCCUACAGCUUCGGGGUCGCAGGACCUGGUUCCGGCGUUCCAUUCCACUGGCACGGGCCUGGCUUCUCAGAGGUCCUCUACGGGAGAAAGCGCUGGUUCCUGUACCCCCCGGACCAGGAGCCCCACUUCCACCCCAACCGGACCACCCUCUCCUGGCUGCAGGAGACCUACCCCGUCCUGCCCCCGGAGGAGGCGCCCCUGGAGUGCACCAUCCGCCCCGGAGAGGUGAGGGCGGACCCCCCCCCCCCCCCCCCACCAUCACCCCCUCACCCCCACCAUCACCCCCUCCUCUGCUGCUCGACCCCCAGGUUCUGUUCUUCCCCGACCGCUGGUGGCACGCCACCCUCAACCUGGACACCAGUGUCUUCAUGUCCACGUUCCUGGGGUGACUUCCAGCGCUGCAGAACCAGUGUGAACCCGCUGCUCAGGAGAACAAGACGUCUUCCCACGAGUUGUUUUCUGGGACCGACCAAAGACAACACACCGACUGGAACCUUAAAGACAUACCACCAGAGCAGAACCAUCCCGUCUGUGGUUCUGCUGCUUUUCUGGACCAAUAAAGACAAACCUCUUGUGACCAAAUGAUCUAAUGAACCAACUGUUCCAUGCUCCUGAACUGUGAGGAGACUCAGUGAGUGCAGCUGGGUUCAUCUCCCAGGAGGCACUGACUCAUACUGGUGAUUCAGGGUUCAUGGUUCUAGCAGAAGUACGGCUGAUGUUGUAAUGUGAUGAUACACGGGUACUAUGUCUGUGAAGGGUUCAAAUCAAUUAAAUCCAUCCUUCCACAUUUGGCUUUCCUGCUCACUGGGAAGGAAGAAAUCCCAGAACUAAGACUGAACCCCAGGAAGACUUAACCCAAGCAUGACCUAACCCAAACAAACAUGACUUAACCCCAACAUGACCUAACCCUAACAAUAAUUCAUAAAAACACCACUGAUACAUUAA
Molecule: messenger RNA, 1569 nt
Organism: Gadus morhua (Atlantic cod)
Lineage: Eukaryota; Metazoa; Chordata; Actinopteri; Gadiformes; Gadidae
Gene: jmjd8
Product: jumonji domain containing 8
Exons: 9
Coding region: 124-1209 (361 amino acids)
Cellular component (GO): nucleus
Molecular function (GO): cis-regulatory region sequence-specific DNA binding
Source: RefSeq, a predicted model, not a curated record